CGCCGGGAGCGGGGCGGGGCCCGCGCGUCCCCGAGCGCGUGCCCGCGGCCCCGAGCGCGUGUCCGCCGAGUCGGGAGCGCGCCCGGCCCGUUCCGAGCCCCGCCGGGAUCCCCGCUCGCUCCGGUCCGUGUCCCGCCGGGACCCCCGCUAGCCCCGCUCCGUGCCCCGGUUGCGGCGCUGGGCGUUCCCCGCACGCCGAGCCCGCCCCGCUCCCCCGGGCAGGGAUUCCCCGCCAUGGAGCGGGCGCUGCUGCCCCGCCUGUGCCGGGCGCUGCGGCUGUGCCGGGCCGGGCUCCGGUUCCGCUGCACCGGGGCUGAGCAGGGGGCGCCCCGAAGCCGCGAUCCCCCCGAGCGGGGCUCUAGGACCGGGCGGGAGCUGUGGCGGGCUCAGCAGGACUCCCCCCGGCCGGGCAGGGGGAAGCGGCCGGAGCGCAAAGCUCUGGCGGUGGAGCGGACCGAGGGCUCGGAGAUCCUGUUCGGGCUGGCCCCGUGCUGGCUGGCGCUGGCCCGGGCGCGCCGGGCGCUGUUCCGCCUCUUCCUGAAGGAGCAGCGCGGCGGCCCCGGGCGGCCGCUGCGGGCCGAGCUGGCGCUGCAGGCGGCGGCCCGCGGCGUGCCCGUGCUGCACCUGCCGGGCCGGGCGCUGGACGCGCUCAGCCGGGGCCGGCCCCACCAGGGCGUGUGUCUGGAGGCCGCCCCGCUGCCCUUCCGCAGCCUGCGGGACGCCGAGGAGCCGCGGCCCGGGCAGGGCGGGGGCCGGCAGCCGCUGUGGCUGGCGCUGGAGCACAUCCAGGACCCCAUGAACCUGGGCGCGCUGCUGCGCUCUGCCUAUUUCCUGGGGGUGGACAGAGUGGUGGCCACCAGCAGCGACAGCUGCCCCUUGACUCCCAUAGUGAGCAAAGCCAGCGCUGGAGCCAUGGAGGUCUUUGAUGUGUACAGCACAGAUGAUCUGCAGGGCUUUUUGAAGGCUAAAAGUGCGGAAGGCUGGGAAGUGGUGGGAACAGUCAGCAGGCCUGAGGGUGUGGAAGAUGUCCCUGUCACCAGCUGCUCGGAAUUCCAGUGGGACAAACCCCUCGUUGUGGUGAUAGGGAGCGAGGGGCAGGGGCUGUCCCCGCAGACGGAGCUGCAGUGCCGGCGGAUGCUGGCCAUCCCCCCCGGCAGGGCGCUGCACCCCGGCAUCGACUCCCUCAACGUCUCCGUGGCUGCAGGUAUCAUCCUGCACUCCAUCUGCAGCCAGAGACGGAGCCAUGGAGAUUGAAAUCCUGUUUAUUUGGUGGAGGGAGCUGCUCAGUGUGGGGAUGGAAAUGCUUUUCCCAGGAUCUCAACCAUCACUGAGAGUUCCAGGAAAAACCCAGUGACCUGAGCUGCUGCAGAAGCCACCAGAUCCCUGACUGGACACCUGAGGAGGAGCAGCUGUGGGAGGGCAGAGAAGUCUGGGAGCAGCCAGCUUUGGCAGGGACACACCCAGGGGUGGCAGGGACACACCCAGGGGUGGCAGGGACACACCCAGGGGUGGCAGGGACACACCCAGGGAUGGCCGGGACACACCCAGGGGUGCUGCCAGCUCAGGGGACUUUGUGCAUCACUGGAGUGGGGACAGUUUGGGCUGUGGGUGAGAGUGCCCUGUGCACUGGGCAGCAGCUGCAGGGUGCCAGCUGUGCUUGGGAACCUCCAGAGCUGCUUUUUCUGUUUGGUUGUAAGGCAGGGGUGCAGCCCUGCCAAGGGCUGGCAAACAGCUGGAGAGGGGGGAAAACACAGCCCGUGGAAAUAAAGCUUUUGUAAAGAUUGGUUGGAGA
Messenger RNA from Prinia subflava (tawny-flanked prinia), 1792 nucleotides. RefSeq names its product mitochondrial rRNA methyltransferase 1 (gene MRM1). NCBI's taxonomy places the organism in Eukaryota, Metazoa, Chordata, Aves, Passeriformes, Cisticolidae. The record is from RefSeq and is a predicted model, not a curated record. Bases 235 to 1254 code for a protein of 339 amino acids. Gene Ontology annotation, molecular function: RNA binding; rRNA (guanine) methyltransferase activity. Gene Ontology annotation, cellular component: mitochondrion. The transcript has 5 exons. Gene Ontology annotation, biological process: rRNA methylation.